This is a messenger RNA of Psammomys obesus (fat sand rat), 1352 nucleotides long. RefSeq names its product KH domain-containing, RNA-binding, signal transduction-associated protein 1-like. Gene Ontology annotation, cellular component: nucleus. NCBI's taxonomy places the organism in Eukaryota, Metazoa, Chordata, Mammalia, Rodentia, Muridae. The coding region runs from base 2 to 955 and encodes 317 amino acids. The transcript has 4 exons. Gene Ontology annotation, molecular function: mRNA binding; poly(A) binding. Gene Ontology annotation, biological process: regulation of alternative mRNA splicing, via spliceosome. The record is from RefSeq and is a predicted model, not a curated record.
CAUGCGCGCCGCCUCACUUCCGGUGCUCUCUCGCUGGGUCGCUCAGGUCGGCUUCGGUCGCCGUCGCUCCCGCUCUUCCACCCCCGCCAACCGCCGCUCGGGCCUCAGCAGCCGCCGCGUCGCUUCCUCGCUCGCACGCCACACAUUCUCCCCGAUGCAGCGCCGGGACGACCCUGCCGCGCGCCUCACCCGGUCCUCGGGCCGCAGCGGCUCCAUGGACCCCUCAGGUGUCCACCCCUCGGUGCGUCAGGCCCCGUCUCGGCCGCCGCCGCUGCCCCACCGGUCCCGGGGAGGCGGAGGUGGUCCCCGAGGGGGCGCUCGGGCUUCGCCCGCCACGCAGCCGCCGCCGCUGCUGCCUCCCUCGGCUACAGGUCCCGACGCCACUGUGGUGGGUUCCGCGCCGACCCCGCUGCUGCCCCCGUCUGCCACAGCCGCGGUCAAGAUGGAGCCGGAGAACAAGUACCUGCCUGAACUCAUGGCUGAGAAGGACUCGCUCGACCCGUCCUUCACUCACGCCAUGCAGCUGCUGUCCGUAGAAAUUGAGAAGAUUCAGAAGGGAGAGUCAAAAAAAGACGACGAGGAGAAUUACUUGGAUUUAUUUUCUCAUAAGAACAUGAAGCUAAAAGAACGGGUACUGAUACCCGUCAAGCAGUAUCCAAAGUUCAAUUUCGUGGGGAAGAUUCUUGGACCACAAGGAAAUACAAUCAAAAGACUGCAGGAAGAGACUGGUGCAAAGAUCUCUGUCUUAGGGAAGGGUUCAAUGAGAGACAAAGCCAAGGAGGAAGAGUUGCGCAAGGGUGGAGACCCCAAAUAUGCCCAUUUAAAUAUGGAUCUGCAUGUCUUCAUUGAAGUCUUUGGACCACCAUGUGAGGCUUAUGCUCUUAUGGCCCAUGCCAUGGAGGAAGUCAAGAAAUUCCUAGUCCCAGUAAGGAAAUGCAUACUCUUUAUCUUCUAAGCAAGGGAGAAAAUAGGAUAGCUGUUGUGAAGGCUGGGGUUCUUAACUAGAGUCAGUGAUUUGUUAACUUUCCCAAAGUUUUCCCACUGCUAUUUAUACCUCAUUCUCAAAGCACUGUGCUCCAAGGUGUCCUUGUUUACUGUGACUUCAUUAAUGUGUACUAAUAUCUGCUGUCAGUCUCCUGGGUCUCCAGUGUGUUAGUAGUCUGUUUAACAAAGAUUUAAUAAUGUCUUUGUUUAGUAUUCUGGUACUACUGCAGAACCAGGAGGUGGUAUUAGGAAAAAAUUACUUACCUACUUAUAUUUGUGUGCUAGCUAGACUCUUGAAUCUAGACUUGACUACAGGAAGCUUAUGGCAUCCAGUAUUAAUAAAUUAAUUUCUAAUGUGGUACACUGCA